AUGUACCCUAAAACUUGCACCUUGGUGCUGGUGCGGCUGGGGGGGACCCCCGCUAGGGCGCUGCCUCUGGCUGGAGGCGAGGGCGGAGCGGUGCCACGCCAUGCGAUCCCCCCUAUUCCUAGUGACUUUGAGUCGACUCAAAAGUCACCGCGCUGCCUCUGGCUGGAGUCGAGGGCGGAGCGGUGCCACGCCAUGCGAUCCCCCCCAUUCCUAGUGACUUUUGAGUCGACUCAAAAGUCACCGCGCUGCCUCUGGCUGGAGUCGAGGGCGGAGCGGUGCCACGCCAUGCGAUCCCCCCCAUUCCUAGUGACUUUUGAGUCGACUCAAAAGUCACUGCGCUGCCUCUGGCUGGAGUCGAGGGCGGAGCGGUGCCACGCCAUGCGAUCCCCCCCAUUCCUAGUGACUUUUGAGUCGACUCAAAAGUCACCGCGCUGCCUCUGGCUGGAGGCGAGGGCGGAGCGGUGCCACGCCAUGCGAUCCCCCCCAUUCCUAGUGACUUUUGAGUCGACUCAAAAGUCACCGCGCCGCCUCUGGCUGGAGUCGAGGGCGGAGCGGUGCCGUGCCAUGGCCCUCCCUCUGGAGGCGAGGGCGGAGAGGUGCCGAGCCAUGCGCGAGCUGAGGCCGUGUGGGCGCACCGUGCACCACUGCCUGCUGCCCUGCCGCCACUUCUUCCCUUCAACCCCUCUCUUAGCUUCCUCCUCCCCUCCUCCCCUCCCUCCCCUCCCUCCCCUCCUCCCCUCCUCCCUCCCUCCCCUCCCUCCCCUCCCUCCUCCUCCCUUCCCCCCAACUCCUAACCCUCAAACCCUAAACUUUGAAACAGGAGGUGCUGCUGCGCCUGGCAAGCACCCCUGCCAGGGCCCUUCCUCUGGAGGCGAGGGCGGAGAGGUGCUGAGCCAUGCGCGAGAUGAGGCCGUGUGGCGCACCGUGCACCACUGCCUGCUGCCCUGCCGCCACUUCUUCCCUUCAACCCCUCUCUUAGCUUCCUCCUCCCCUCCUCCCCUCCCUCCCCUCCUCCCCUCCUCCCUCCCUCCCCUCCCUCCCCUCCCUCCUCCUCCCUUCCCCCCAACUCCUAACCCUCAAACCCUAAACUUUGAAACAGGAGCUUCCUCCUCCCCUCCUCCCCUCCCUCCCCUCCUCCCCUCCUCCCUCCCUCCCCUCCCUCCCCUCCCUCCUCCUCCCUUCCCCCCAACUCCUAACCCUCAAACCCUAAACUUUGAAACAGGAGGUGCUGCUGCGCCUGGCAAGCACCCCUGCCAGGGCCCUUCCUCUGGAGGCGAGGGCGGAGAGGUGCCGAGCCAUGCGCGAGAUGAGGCCGUGUGGGCGCACCGUGCACCACUGCCUGCUGCCCUGCCGCCACUUCUUCCCUUCAACCCCUCUCUUAGCUUCCUCCUCCCCUCCUCCCCUCCCUCCCCUCCCUCCCCUCCUCCCCUCCUCCCUCCCUCCCCUCCCUCCCCUCCCUCCUCCUCCCUUCCCCCCAACUCCUAA
Messenger RNA from Closterium sp. Naga37s-1, 1485 nucleotides. The record is from the annotation of a GenBank genome assembly. NCBI's taxonomy places the organism in Eukaryota, Viridiplantae, Streptophyta, Zygnematophyceae, Desmidiales, Closteriaceae.